AUGCCCCACAAUACACAAGAGCAGGAGCCGCUUAAGGUCGCAGUCCUGGGCGCCGCCGGCGGCAUCGGACAAUCCCUGUCUUUACUUCUCAAAACUUGGCUCGGCCCCGUGGCGGCCGCGGCCGCGGGUGCGGCCGCACCCGCGGCCGCACCCCGCACAGGGGUCAUCAAGAUCGCAAUGUACGACGUUAACCGGGACGCAGUCCGCGGCGCAGCCGCGGACCUUUCCCACAUCGAUACCCCGGUCGCCGUCUCGGCGCACGCCGGAGACGACAUCGGAGAUGCACUCAGGGGCGCGGAGCUCGUGGUGAUCCCCGCGGGCGUGCCGCGGCGGCCCGGAAUGACGCGUGACGAUCUGUUCGCGGUUAACGCGCGCAUCGUCGCGACGCUCGCAGACGCCAUCGCAGCGCAUUGCGAUCUCUCCCGCACGUUCGUGCUGCUGAUCUCCAACCCGGUGAACUCGCUCGUGCCUGUGCUGCAGGAACGGCUCGUGCAUGCGUCGGGCAGAUCCCCGCAUGACGUCGCGCAGCGCGUCUUUGGGCUCACGCAGCUCGACGCGGUACGCGCGUCGACAUUCCUGCACGAAGCCGUGCCCCAAUGGACACCCGAAAUGCCCUCUGUGCCUGUUGUGGGCGGCCACUCGGGCGAGACCAUUGUGCCGCUGUUCUCGCUGGCGACGCGCGCUGCAGACACCAUAACGGCCGAGGCGCGUGAGCGGCUCGUGCACCGCGUGCAGUACGGCGGCGACGAAGUGGUCGAGGCCAAGAACGGCGCGGGCAGCGCCACGUUGUCGAUGGCGUAUGCCGCGGCUCGCAUCACCUGCAAGUUUGCAGAUCUGCUGCUGGGGCUCGUCCCAGAGCUGCACGACACGCUCUACGUGCGUGUUCGCGUGCCGGGCCAGCUUCUGGCGCCCGGCGCACAGGAUCUGCUCGAAACCUUGGCGGGUAUCACUGCCGGCGGCAACGGCGCCGCAGGCACCGCAGGCACCGCUGCAGGCACAGUCGCGUACUUCUCGGUGCCGAUCACGGUAGGCACGCGCGGUAUCGUAAGCGUCGACGCGCUGCCGCUGCAGCGCGCCGACGAGUUCGAGCGCAAGGCGCUGGCGGUGUGCCUCGGCCAGCUCGGCGGCAAUAUCAAGAAGGGCCAGAACUUUGUCGCGAACCUCGGCGGCAGCCCUGCCGCCACGGCCCGCACCAGCACGGUCUGA
This is a messenger RNA of Lachancea mirantina, 1206 nucleotides long. Lineage: Eukaryota; Fungi; Ascomycota; Saccharomycetes; Saccharomycetales; Saccharomycetaceae. The record is from the annotation of a GenBank genome assembly.